GGCUGAAAGUUUCGGCGCUAGAACUGCAAUGCACGAGCCACGCCGAGGACAUGCCUUCUUCCAUCUCACCUCAAAAGGACCCCUGUUCAAUUUCUCCGUUUGUCACAAAUUCUAGACUCAUCAACCUCACUUCUCAGUUCCAUCUUCAACAGGGGACCAUCAACUUUCCUUGGUCCACCUACUAUAUACGCAUAAUCCACCUUGAAGCAUUCAUACACAGCUUCAUCCUUUCACCAACCGCAAUUGAAACAUCUCAGUCCACCAAAGAAACAGACCACGUCAGCCAUCCAGUUCCGACUUCCAUUCACCAUGUGGCAAGACCCUGCAAAUCCUUCAGCCGACACAAUGAACCAACCACAGCGGCAACCACAACCACCCUCCUCCUCAACCACAGAACAAACCCAGGAACAAACAGACGACACUCAAAUGCAAGACACCUCAGAACAACCAAAGAAACUCACCCUCCUCGACCUCCCUCCCGAAAUCCUCCACCAAGUGUGCACCCACCUCCCCCUCAAAUCCAUCCGCUCCUUCCGGCUCACCAACCGACUCCUCGGCGAAAUUGGUGCCUGCCACGCCCUUCCCGAGCUAAUCUUCUACCUGCACACGACCGACUUCGCGGCCCUACGCUCCAUCGCCUCGCACCCCAUCUACCCGCGCUUCGUGCGCUCCUUGAUCUACGGGUGCGACAUCUUGCCUUCGCCCCGGCUUUCGCUCAAGCAGUACGUCGCGGAAUGCCGGCGGACGGAAAAGAGAAGGGCCAAGAUGCAUGCGAGACAUGCGUGCGACGAGGCGAAUCGCCCGCCGAAACCGUUGGCGGAGGUCAAGGAGAGUUAUAGGGAGUAUAAGCGGGUGCAUCAGGCGCAGGAGGAGAUCAUAAGGGAGGAGAGGGAUUAUGAAAUCCUAAAAGAGGUGGUGGGGAAGAUGACGAAUUUGAAGGAGGUCAUGGUUAGCAGUGACUUUGAGUUUCGGUUGGGGAGCUUGGGUUCUUCGAGUUCGUCUUCGUCAUAUGGUGGGCACGGCGGGAGCGGGACGAAGGAUUGCAGGACGCCGUUCGAUAAGCUCGAUUGUUUGACGCAGCUGGAUGGGGAGAAGGGGCAGGAGGGCGUGAGGCAUUUGCGGGCGAUUAUGAUGGCUGUGAAGGAGGCGGGGAUCGAGCUCAAGAGUCUCUGCGCGGGAUUGAUUCACUGGAGCUUCUUUAAUGAGGCGUUGGGAAAUUUUGGGUUUCACAGCAUGGGGAAUUUGCUGGCCAACUUGACGCGAUUCGAGCUCCUCGUGCUGCCUGGGCCGAGCCAGGACCCGGAGGAUUUUCAGCACGCGGACGCGAUCGAGAUGAAUAACAUGAGCAUCGACGUGAUGGAAGAGAUUUUCCGGUGCCAGGAGCUGAUGAGGAAGGGUGUCAUCCGGAAUCUGGUGAAGGGCAUGCCGAAUUUGGAGAUCCUGUCGAUCGGGUUUAUGGAUCAUGCGGAGGAUAACGACUUCAUCUUUCCCGCGAGGCUGCAGGAUGUCAUUCCGCUGAACCACACGUUCCCGAACCUGGAGAGCUUGAAGCUCGAAGGGUUGGAGACGGAGAGGCAGGAGCUGACGGACUUUGUGGUAAAGCAUAAGGAUAGUUUGAUGAAGUUGGAGCUCAGAGAUAUGCGACUCGUCACGACAUCGUGGAGGAAGCUGUUGCCGGAGCUGCGGUACGAACUUAAGACGGAGUUGAUGGAGGAGGUAUCCAUCUAUGGUAUGGCCUUGGGAAUGGGCGAGGAGGACGACGAUCAGGAGCUGGAGGAGUGGUUUAUGGGUGAUCCGGAGGAUCAUGGGGCGACGGAGCUGGCGACCAGAGUCCAGAAGUACUUUAUGGAUACGAGCAUGGGCGACUGCCCGCUGUCGAGGGAGAACAUGGAGCCUAUACCCGACGAUGAUUUGAUGGACGAAGACAUCUUGGACCACCCUUUCGAGGGUUUGGUGCCGGAACACGAGCUGGCUGAGCUGAUCCUGGGAGGCAUGCAGUUUCCGGGAGGAGGAAAUCCGUUUGGGGAUCCGUUCGAUGAUCCGUCUUUCGAGGUUCCUGGAGGGUGGUUGGACUGAUGCAGGAGCAGUGGUCACUUAUAUAUAGUAGAUGGGAUGGGAGGAUGCAUGGAACAAAAAGUAGACAACAUGGCUCAACGGGGUGAAGGACAAACGCAAAGAUUACUAUAGGCCACUCACAGCGGCAACGGUUAUGAUGAUGUACGAUGACUUGUACAUUUUUGCAAAAGAAAGCGCACAACGACAGCAUCACCAAAAAUGAGAUACAGGUUAAAUGGAAAAUGUGUCG
Messenger RNA from Neurospora tetraspora, 2305 nucleotides. RefSeq lists its product as uncharacterized. The record is from RefSeq and is a predicted model, not a curated record. Gene Ontology annotation, molecular function: protein binding. The transcript has 2 exons. NCBI's taxonomy places the organism in Eukaryota, Fungi, Ascomycota, Sordariomycetes, Sordariales, Sordariaceae. The coding region runs from base 310 to 2076 and encodes 588 amino acids.